AUGGAGGUCGUCUGGCCUCCACACCAAGUCGAGAACCGAAAAUCUCUUCAGACGCUCAAAACAGCUUGUUCAGAUGUCGACCCCCCCCCCCCAAGCCGUAACUCGUACCUUGAGUACAAACGCGACAACGCCCAGAUAAUACGCUGGAUAAUCACCACGGCAUCAAACAUCAAACGAAGACAGGAGAAGCAAGAGCGGAAAGGUUCUUCAGACUCGACCGCCUCCCAACCCCCCUCCUCCCCCCCCUCCUCCAAGGCGGCUGAAGAUAACCCCAGCAAGCCUCAAUUGGUGAAGAUAGACAGCCCUGCAAUCACUGUAGCAUCGCUCAUAUCAUUGUCGGAGCUGAUUGCAAAAUCAGAAAAAACUAUCCCAACAACGGUGUUUAGGCUCUUCCGAUAUGUGAUCAAUGCCCGUACGAGUGCGUAUCAGUUCUGGGCUAGCAUAUAUGCGGGGGAUCCAGACGUGGAAAUCAAGAAAGCAAACAAGGCCCACAAGGCUUUUCUUGAUGCCUUGAACACUGCGUACAAGGUUCUAGGCGGCCCAGAGUGGGAAGAACGAGAAGCGGAGGAGCGGAAGCAAAAGCCUGGCGAUGAGGUGACAGAUGAUCAUGAGCUUGCAAAUCGGUUCGAAGGGCUUGAGGUGGCCAUGCUAUCUUCUGACGGAGAGGCAUCUAAUAACCCAGACAAGCCUGCACCACAACGGGCUCAGCGAAAGAACAAAAAGGGCAAAGGAAAGAAAAAGAAGCCUACAGCGGCGCCGGAACCGAAACCACAGGAGUGGCCAUUGGAGGACUUCAAGCUCAAGGAUGACCCAGGAGCUGAGACAGAGGCCGUUUUUGGUGCUUUCUGUUUCCUCAAGGAUAUGGUUGACCUCAGGAGAUAUACCGCAAGCCUAUGGCGACAAGUCGCAGAAGAUGAAUUGCACAUAGCUGUCGCAGCUGCAGAAUUCUCUCAAUUCAGCAGCUUUGACAACAUCAUCCAUAUUUUCUGCCGUGGAGACCUAGAAGGGUCGACUGGCAAACUCAAGUUUGCAAAGAUAGGUCCACUAGGCACCCUUGAAACCACCGUGGUAGACUUCCGCGAACAUUUCUGUAUUUAUGCACAUGAGGAUCUUACAAGAUUCAUCACGGACUACCGAAUCAACAGAAACGGCAAACCCUCACCUGCCUAUGUCUCAUUGAGAUGGGAUCCGAAUUUGGGGCUGGGAACACUCAGCGCGCAGAAGCGGCGGCAAUGGCGUUCAGACUUUUCUAUGCUGUGGUUUUACGACUUUGUGAACUCUUAUGCCUCUACACUUCUCACUAGAGCGUUCCAACCAAAAACUCUAGAAACAUGGGACUGGAGUAUAGAAAAUAUGGGACGCCAGACACGCCGUAUGCUUUGGGGCCCUGUAGAAUUCGUAAGCGAAAUUGCAACCCUCGCGAUGAAACUCAUGCUCGACUCGAUGACUGCAUUCAGAGGCUGGCAUCUUGAUGUCAUGAUUGGGGACAGUGUUUCGCCUCCGAAGCCGUGGGAGCAAAUUUUUACGGAGAUGGAUUCAUUCAAAUCGAAAUGCUUGAAGGGGACAAGCGAUCUUGCGCAUGAAUACAUGGUUGACCAAGAGCGUUAUGGGGAUCCUCGGCGGCACAAGUACCCAAUUGAUGAGAUUAAAAAUAUCAUGACUGAAAUACAGCUCGUCCUUGGCGAUACUAUGCUCUCACGGGCGGAAGGCGCCCCAGCAUCUAGGUUCGAGUACAUAAAGACCAACGGGAUGUGGGCCUAUAACCCUUGGCUUUGUGGAACUGGUUUAGCAGAAGCAAUGAACUUUGUGUAUGAUUUCGGUAUCUCUGCGUGGGAUAAAUCAGGCCUUGCAUUGUGCAUUUUUCAUCUUUACAAUAUGUUUCUCGCUACCGGCCAUAUUCCCGAAGGCAAGUUCAACAUCAUGGAGGACCUAUUGACAGUGUUUGGAAACGACCUUUUCACCGGUGGAAAAAGACCCAAGAAAAACUUUUUCAAGUCUUGGAUGUUGGCUGCUGGAGUGAAGGCACAGGUUCUGGCGGAUCCACGAAAGAAACGCAUGAACAGAGGUGGUAACGUACUUGAUAGUGGGGAACGGAUGUCGAGCCUAUACCGUCGCGCAGAGAUCCGAUGCUUCCAUCGGAAGAGUCUACUCCGUGCCCUUCAAGAUGAAGAUUGGAUUCCCGAGAGGCUGCCUAAGGAGAGAAUUCCUAUCGUCAAUGAUACUUCCGCGGCCCAGAAAGAGAGAAGGCAAAAGGAGAAGGUGCUUUUCGAGCUUAUGAGACGAUCUGAAAAUAUGCCGAGUGAUAAAGUUAAAAUCAAUCACCCAGAAAAACCCGACGAGGAUUUCCUCCUAUCACUUAGACGUGCAUUGAUUUUGGAUAUCAACGGUUCAGUUCCGAAUGGAUCACUCAACCUUUCGGCGCUUUUAGGCUUUUUUAUGCAGGUAUUUGAGAAACUUGAUGAGGGAACGAACCAUUUCCCGAGGCCGUUGGGACCCCCGGUUGGGCCGACUCCAGCAGUACAUAACAAUGUCAUGAAGUUGGCCUUAGACCUGGAAGUCGAGGGGAAAUCGCUGGAGGGAAAUGAGGUUUUGGCAAAGAUGGGAAAGAUAUUUGUGAAAUACGUGGCUGGUGUCGAGUUGGGGGAUUUUGUAUUUGUUGAUUGGAUUGUUGAUGUGGAUUAA
Messenger RNA from Morchella sextelata, 2682 nucleotides. RefSeq lists its product as uncharacterized. Bases 1 to 2682 code for a protein of 893 amino acids. The transcript is spliced from 5 exons. The record is from RefSeq and is a predicted model, not a curated record. Lineage: Eukaryota; Fungi; Ascomycota; Pezizomycetes; Pezizales; Morchellaceae.